AUUGGAAGAGGUUUCAUCGCAAAACCAAGUAAAGACUUCAGUUCAACGUAGGAUUCGCCAGAGCAUUCAAGAUGAGUAUCCGGGACUUGAAACAGUGAUGGAGGAUCUACUUCCCAAAAAGUCUCCUCUCAUUGUUGUGAAGUGCCCAAACCAUCUUACCCUAGUUGUUGUCAACAAUGUGCCCCUCUUCUUCUGUAUCCGUGACGGACCAUACAUGCCAACACUGCGGCUUCUUCAUCAAUAUCCAAAUAUAAUGAAGAGGUUUCAAGUUGAUAGAGGUGCAAUAAAGUUUGUUUUCUCUGGUGCAAACAUAAUGUGUCCUGGUCUUACAUCCCCUGGAGGCGUUCUUGAUGAAGAAGUUGACGCAGAAAGACCAGUGGCUAUAUAUGCAGAAGGAAAGCAACAUGCCUUAGCAAUAGGCUUCACCAAAAUGUCAGCCAAGGACAUUAAGAGCAUCAACAAAGGAAUCGGAGUGGACAACAUGCAUUACCUCAACGACGGUCUCUGGAAGAUGGAACUGCUAGAUUGAAGGAGCAUGAAGAUGUCAUGUGGAUCACUGUUGGGGAGAGAUAUAUUAUGAUCUCAAUUUUUAUGCGUCUCUAAACUUGUGGAGCUUUUGUCUUGGAUCAACCUUUUAGCUUCUGUUAUGAAAUAUUUUGAUGUUUUGUUUUAUGAGCGAACGUUAUCAACCUUAGCUAAGGUUACAGUUUCUAAGUA
Brassica napus (rape) is the source of this 717-nucleotide messenger RNA. RefSeq names its product malignant T-cell-amplified sequence 1-A-like. The transcript is spliced from 7 exons. Bases 98 to 529 code for a protein of 143 amino acids. Lineage: Eukaryota; Viridiplantae; Streptophyta; Magnoliopsida; Brassicales; Brassicaceae. Gene Ontology annotation, molecular function: RNA binding. Gene Ontology annotation, biological process: formation of translation preinitiation complex. The record is from RefSeq and is a predicted model, not a curated record.